UUGUCAUUUCAACAGGGAAGUAGACAGCACACAAAUCUGAAACAAACGCCCGGUUCUGCUGUCAGUUCAGUCUGCACACACAGGCUGUGUUCUGUCUGCGAGUCAGUCUUUCCUCACGGCUUAACCGGCGGUUUGUCUCCUUUGGCUAGAAAAUGAAUCGCCUUCCCCUCUCUCGCUCUGAAGUGUUUGGAGAACUGAGGAAGGAGCUUUACGAUGAUGAGGAGUUCCACCAAUCAGAUGUGCAUAUCUUCAUCAUCAUGGGAGCAUCGGGGGAUCUGGCCAAGAAAAAGAUCUACCCAACUCUUUGGUGGUUGUUCAGAGACGGACUCCUCCCCGAAUCGACCUUUUUUGUCGGCUUUGCCCGCUCUGACUUGACCGUCGACGCCAUACGAACCGGGUGCAUGCCAUACAUGAAGGUGGCGGACACGGAAGCAGACCGCUUGUCAGUCUUCUUCAGCAGGAACUCGUACAUCAGUGGGAAAUAUGCAGAUGAGAGCUCCUUCUCCAAGCUUAACUCGCACAUCCUGUCUCUCCCUGGAGGAAACGAGGCCAACCGCCUCUUCUACCUGGCCCUGCCGCCGACCGUCUACCACGACGUGACCAAAAACCUCAAACUGCAAUGCAUGAGCACCAAGGGCUGGAACAGGGUCAUCGUAGAAAAACCGUUUGGACAUGAUCUUCAGAGCUCAGAGGAGCUCUCCUCCCAUCUGUCUUCUCUUUUUGCCGAGGACCAGAUUUACCGCAUCGAUCAUUAUCUGGGCAAAGAAAUGGUGCAGAAUCUCAUGGUGCUCAGGUUUGGGAACCGAAUCUUUGGACCAAUCUGGAACAGAGACAGUGUGGCAUGCGUUGUUCUUACCUUCAAAGAACCUUUUGGCACUCAGGGGCGAGGAGGCUACUUUGAUGAUUUUGGUAUCAUUCGAGAUGUCAUGCAGAACCACUUGCUCCAGAUGCUCUGCCUGGUUGCCAUGGAGAAACCAGCCUCCACAAGCUCAGAUGAUGUGAGAGAUGAAAAGGUAAAGGUGUUGAAGUGCAUUGCUCCAGUGACCAUGUCUGAUGUGGUGCUGGGUCAAUAUAUGGGGAAUCCAGACGGUGAAGGAGAAGCCAAACUGGGUUAUCUCGAUGACCCCACAGUACCUAAAGGAUCCACUCAGGCUACGUUUGCCACUGCUGUGCUCUAUGUGCACAACGAACGCUGGGAUGGUGUUCCGUUCAUCCUUCGCUGUGGAAAAGCCCUGAAUGAGAGGAAAGCCGAGGUGCGGCUGCAGUUCACGGAUGUCCCAGGAGACAUUUUUGGAAACCAGUGUCAGAGGAAUGAGCUUGUCGUUCGAGUGCAGCCCAAUGAGGCCAUCUACGCCAAAAUGAUGAGCAAGAAACCUGGCGUUUACUUCAGCCCGGAAGAGACGGAGCUGGACCUCACAUACAAGAGCAGAUACAAAGAUGUGAAGCUUCCAGACGCCUACGAACGGCUCAUCCUGGAUGUCUUCUGUGGGAGUCAGAUGCAUUUCGUCCGCAGUGAUGAACUGAGAGAAGCAUGGCGGAUAUUCACUCCUCUCCUUCAUCAAAUAGACAAAGAGAAGCCAAAACCAAUUCCUUACAAAUAUGGAAGCCGAGGCCCGGCAGAAGCAGAUGAGCUUGUACAGAGAGUUGGAUUUCGCUAUGAAGGCACUUAUAAGUGGGUCAACCCUCACAAACUUUAAGUUGUAAUAAGAUUAGAAAGUGGAGGGGGGGGGGGGGGUAGUCAGUAGCAUAAGUGAGCUAGCAUGUUGCAAAAUCUGGGCGUCUUUGAGGAUGGAACUGUUUCCACUGUGUGGAUCCAUCAAGCAGCAAAAAGAUGACUUAAAACAACAAUUCUCAGGUAACUCAGUCAUUCAUUGGAGCUCAUCCAUCAAACAUUUGUUUACACGGCAUUUGACAUGAAAAUGACGUUUUUCAUCCAUUCCUGGAAACUUUUAAAGGGAAUGUUGUGGAGUGAUCCAAAAAAAAAAAACCCAGGAAAUAUUAUUUGGUGAAUUAAUAAUGGGUGGAAUUCUAUUUUCCAGGGAUUAAGGUGUUAGGAUGAUGGAAGUAGGUGACAAAAACAGGCUUUGUCAUGAUUAGGAAGGACAAACCAAAGAAUGAAAGAGUAGGAACUGGGAUGUACCAAGUAGCACUUAGAACCUUGAAUGUAACACAAGGAUGCUCUCAUUGCAUUACAGGAUUCCAUUUGCAAUGUCUUUUUCUUUCCAUUCCUAGAGCCGAGAACUGUUAGUUUGCUGAAAGUAACAGAACUUAUUUUAAAGAAUUAAUUCCGAAAUAGUCUUAACUGUUCUUCUGGGAAUAUUACAGAUUGUAUUAACUUUCCUUUGAGCAUUAUUUUUUUAGUUAGACUUUCUUUUCCAAAUGAUUAAAGAUGCAUUUCUUAUUUUAAUAAAGCCAGCGAACAUCAAAGUUGGUGAAUUUUUGCGAUUGCACACAUGGAGUAGCCGAACUUUCACCAUUUGUAAUAAACUAGAUUUGCUUAAGAA
Oryzias latipes (Japanese medaka) is the source of this 2504-nucleotide messenger RNA. RefSeq names its product glucose-6-phosphate 1-dehydrogenase. The record is from RefSeq and is a predicted model, not a curated record. NCBI's taxonomy places the organism in Eukaryota, Metazoa, Chordata, Actinopteri, Beloniformes, Adrianichthyidae. Gene Ontology annotation, cellular component: cytosol. Gene Ontology annotation, molecular function: NADP binding; glucose-6-phosphate dehydrogenase activity. Gene Ontology annotation, biological process: glucose metabolic process; pentose-phosphate shunt, oxidative branch.